UCUUUUUUAUUAUUUAUUUAUGUCGUGACUCUGUGGUCGUUUUUGUGAUUGUAAGCUUGCAAUUUUUUAAAGCGGCAACAUUGCUGGAAAUAGACGCCUAUGUUUCCUUUUCCUUUGACAUCUCUCUUUAGAUAAAUUCUACGAAAAUGAAGGCCAAAGGCGAGUUGAAGGAAUUCGAGGUUAUUGGGCGCAAGUUGCCAUCCGACAAUGAGCCGAAACCGCCGCUUUACAAGAUGAGAAUAUUCUCUCCAGAUUACAUUGUUGCUAAGUCCCGAUUUUGGUACUUUUUGAGGCAGUUAAAGAAGUUCAAGAAAACAACUGGAGAGAUUGUUUCCAUAAGGGAAAUCCCAGAGAAAAGUCCAAUUAAAAUUAAGAACUUUGGUAUCUGGCUGCGGUAUGAGUCACGUUCAGGUGUCCAUAACAUGUACCGGGAAUACCGUGACUUGUCCGUUGGUGGAGCUGUUACACAGUGUUAUAGAGACAUGGGUGCUCGCCACAGAGCAAGAGCUCACUCCAUACAGAUAAUCAAAGUGGAAGUAAUCAAGGCGUCGGCAUGCCGAAGACCUCAGGUGAAACAAUUCCACAAUAGUUCCAUCAAGUUCCCGCUACCAAAACGUGUACACCAUUACAAGAAACUAAACAAAUUCGCGUACAAGAGGCCCAACACAUAUUUCUUGUAAUUUAUCAAUAUAUCUUAUAAUAUAAAUCCAUGUGACUUGGAAAA
This is a messenger RNA of Leptidea sinapis, 724 nucleotides long. RefSeq names its product 60S ribosomal protein L18a (gene RpL18A). Gene Ontology annotation, molecular function: structural constituent of ribosome. Bases 147 to 680 code for a protein of 177 amino acids. The transcript has 4 exons. NCBI's taxonomy places the organism in Eukaryota, Metazoa, Arthropoda, Insecta, Lepidoptera, Pieridae. Gene Ontology annotation, biological process: translation. The record is from RefSeq and is a predicted model, not a curated record. Gene Ontology annotation, cellular component: cytosolic large ribosomal subunit; ribosome.